Molecule: messenger RNA, 10925 nt
Organism: Bacillus rossius redtenbacheri
Lineage: Eukaryota; Metazoa; Arthropoda; Insecta; Phasmatodea; Bacillidae
Gene: Tgt
Product: queuine tRNA-ribosyltransferase catalytic subunit
Exons: 8
Coding region: 361-1587 (408 amino acids)
Cellular component (GO): cytosol
Molecular function (GO): tRNA-guanosine(34) queuine transglycosylase activity
Source: RefSeq, a predicted model, not a curated record
AACAACCAAAGUUUCGUAAUUUUUUGAUCAUACAAAACUUUAAAUUAUUUUAAAAAAAUACAAAAUAAUGUGUAAAUUUAUGUUUCUGCAUUGAAAAAUAAUAUUUGCAACACAAAACUAAAUAUAAUCAUUUUCCAUCCGAGAUCAAAGCAUUGGGUUUCGUUUGUAUAUUUUGGAUGAAGACUACUAAAUAAUCUAAAGCAUAGCCAAAAAUCGACGUGGGCCGGAGGCCGAGUCGCGCUUUUGUGAAUUGGUGCAAUAUGGUGCGUAGUCCGUGGAGUAGCGCUCACGGUUGCGCUCAUGAAGUAAUUCUGGGAAAUGAGCGAAGAAUAAAAUAAAAAAUGUACUGCAAACGAUAUCAUGAGGUUUUCCUUCUGCAGUUGUUAUAACAUGUCGUCUUGGAACAUGAAGAACACAGCUUUAUCCUUUAAAAUUCUUGCGAAAUGCAAUAAAAGCAAAGCUCGUACAAGUUUAAUGGUUUUACCUCACUAUAACGUGGAUACACCGGUUUUCAUGCCGGUUGGAACGCAGGGAACUUUGAAAGGUUUGUUGCCAGACCAGCUUGAAGCACUGGAAUGCCAAAUACUGCUAGGAAACACAUAUCACCUGGGCACCAGACCUGGGCAGGAGCUGAUGCGGAAGGCAGGGGGCCUGCACAACUUCAUGAACUGGAAGAGGGCGCUGCUGACGGACUCGGGAGGCUUCCAGAUGGUGUCGCUGCUGACUCUGGCCGAGGUCACAGAGCAAGGAGUCAAGUUUCAGUCGCCCUACCAGAACGGCGCGGAGGUGAUGCUGACCCCGGAGCACUCCGUGGAGAUCCAGAACAGCAUCGGGGCGGACAUCAUCAUGCAGCUGGACGACGUGGUGAAGACCACCACCGUCGGGCCGCGGAUGGAGGAGGCCAUGUGCAGAACCACGAGGUGGUUGGACCGGUGCAUUGAAGCUCACGCCAGACCGGACUCGCAGAGCAUUUUCCCGAUAGUCCAGGGGGGACUCGACCCGGAGCUGCGCGCGUUGUGCGCUCAGCAGCUGAUGCAGAGGAACGUGAAUGGUUUCGCCAUCGGAGGACUGAGUGGUGGAGAAAGCAAGAAUGAAUUCUGGAAGAUGGUGCACCUCUCCACGGACAUUCUCCCCGAAGAUAAGCCCCGCUACCUGAUGGGGGUGGGGUUUGCGGAGGAUCUGGUGGUUUGUUGCGCUCUCGGCGUGGACAUGUUCGACUGCGUCUUUCCAACCAGGACUGCUAGGUUCGGCUGUGCCCUGGUCAUUGGCGGGCAGCUCAACAUGAAACAGAAGACCUACGCCACGGACUUCCGGCCCCUGGACGGGGAGUGUGGCUGCUCGACCUGCCAGCGCUACACGCGGGCGUACAUCCAUUCCAUCGUCACCGUGGAGACCGUGGCUUGCCACCUCCUGUCCGUCCACAACGUGGCCUUCCAGUUACGCCUGAUGAGGUCCAUCCGAGAGAGUAUAAAGGAGCAGAAGUUUCCAGAAUUCGUAAGAACCUUCAUGGAGUCUGCGUACCCAAAGAAGAACUAUCCACAGUGGAUCGUAGAUGCACUGGCAGCAGUAAACAUACAGCUUAGCUGACGAUUGUCUUGUGGUUUCCGACAUAGCGUUCCUGAAAAUACCACAGGUCUCAGUUACCUCGCCACGUGACCAUGUACCUCCAAAAGCUGCCUGUCAGUUCAAAGGCCACCUUUGUCUAUACACUAGUUACCUAUUACCAGAAAAUACCAUCAAAGCUUACAGCUUACAUAUUUUAAUUUUAAGUAACCUAAAAUACUUACAACUUCAUCACUUUUUAUUGCCGUAAAUUCAGUGAAAUAUUUUAUGUGUUAUUUAUUCACUUCAAGUGACUAAGGAAGUUUUAAAAAUGUGGACAAGUGCAAAAUGUCAGAAUUUUCAGGAGUGUAGGACUAUCAAUUGGAGGGCAUUAGGUUUUUCUUUAUGUGGUUCUUGGUGUCAUGAUGUACAGUGACAGAUGAGUUCAGCUCUAGGCCUGUGCGAAUUUCGACUAAGCAAAUCAAUUAAACCUCUUUUUAAUAUUCAAUUUGACAUUGCCAGGAAAUUUUCUAUUCAUUUUAUUUGAAACUUUGUUCUGAUGCAAAGCUUCGCAUCUGAUGUGAAGCUUCAGGUUUGUUGCAAAGCUUUAAAAUAUCGGAAGCCUAAGAUUCAUUCACAAAAAUAUUUUUAAUUUUUAUUUGUGUUUUAUAUAGGUAUGUGUUGCUAGAACAAAGUUAUUUACUUAAAAAAAAAAAAUCAAAAGAAUGCACACCAUUUGCUUUUAUGAAUCGAAUUCUCAGUGUUAAUAUUGUGCAUUGUUAUUAUAUAAUUUUUAUUAAUUGAUGUUAUGUAUAGGCCCAAUAGAAUUAUCACAUACAUAAUAAUUUCAAACCGUACAAACAUUGAAUUGAUUUUUUUUUUGCUUCAAUCCUGUAGUUUAUAAAAUAAGUGUUGCACAGAUUCGCAGAGAACAAUAUUUGUGAUUUGAUUUGAUUUCACAAAUAUUUUAAACAUUCGAUUUGAUAUUUGCUUUGCAUAAAAAAAUCUAGUAUUCGCACAGGCCUACGUACAGUGUCAGGCGAGUUCAGCUCUGCCAUUUGGUUUGCGUUGCCAUUACCGGAGCCCGGGAGGGAAAUAGUGUUGUGCCUGGAGUGACUGGCAGCGUGUCCGCUGCAGCCGGUGCUGAAGAAAAUUAUUGAAAAUAAUUCAACAUUCACAUAUCACCAAACUCAAAUCACGGAUUUUUACAGAAAUUAUAAAAUGCAGCUACAUACAUUGUGUUGUACGUACUGUAUACGUUAAAAAAAAAAAGUAAACUAGUUCAUUUGAAAUACAGUGCUAACAGUUAGUUUUCAUGGAUCUGCAUCUCCAUAGCAUUUUUAUUAAUUAUGAACUUACACAAGUGGUGCUCUCCUGGUGUGUGUUUGGCGGUGAGUGACCUCCGAGGUUAAAUUGCAGUGUUGAGUCUGCCGUGGUGUUGCGGGCAGGGUUAGUCGAGGGCGGGUGCCUCUGGCUUUGUUCAGCACGGCCGCUGCUAUCCACUGCACAGCCUUCAGUCUGGGUCUCCCAAGCCAAGCCGGUACCGAGACACGAGGUCCGCAGCAAUUUGCUUUCAUUCCCCGGCGCGCCAGGAAGGUGUGACGCGUGGGAGGAACGAAGCAGGCCGGAGAAUAAGUCAGCCCUUGUGGUGGGACGUUUGUCUCCAAGUACCAAAAAUGUAGAUUUUUUCACGUAGUGAUAAGAUUUCACUGUAUUGUCUUGUUUCAUUUAAGGUUGUUUAGUCAAAUCAGAAGUGGGUUAAAGUACACCAAUCCCUCACUUAGCACAACUAAUGAGCUCUAAAAAUGUUAGUGUUGUUCCUGAUCGAAUAUUCUGAAGCAAUAGUCUCCAUAAAUAGCAAGGCUAUUCUACUUAAUGUGUUCUAAAAUGUGUAGGGAAAUACUAUUCUGUACAUAAUAUAAAUGUGUAGAAUACCUAACACUCAACAAUAAAUAUGUCACACCAUUGAUCUUUAUAAGCCUACCAUUGAAUACUUUGUAUGACAAAUAUGAUACCGCAUAAUGGGAGGUGUAUGGUUAUGUACUUUAUUGUCAUUCGGCUGGUGUGACCUUCAACUCAUGGCGCUUACCUUUCCACGGACUUUCCAAACCAUCCUUUACCGACAGUGAAACAGAUAUUACUGACCAAAUAUUUACAUUUUAAUUUUUCAAAAAUUAAAGUGUUUGUUCGUGUAUCACCACUUGGUUCACACCAAUCCUGUCAGGUCUGUGAUUAAUGAUAUGAUUCCAACGGCAGGUGCUUGCGCACGUACAGUUACCGGCAGACGAAUGGGCAGACGUUGCUUUGUGUUUGUGCAUGUGAGUUCCCUGCCACUGGCUAGGCUGAAGUUCAUCGCAGCCCGGUCUGUGGCCGGGCGACAACGAUAUGGCAUGGAUGCAUAUGUGCAGAUGUAAAAACAUUUGGUCCUUUACACUGAACUUGUCAGAGCUGAUGUUUAUACAACAGCCAAUAGCGUAGUCAGACCUGCGCGUGCAUCUCUUCCAUCUUUGUAUGGCUAACUGUAUGCCACGGCACAUCACAUAGUUGAAGCAGACUUCGUGGCGUCGUGCCUGACUUUUUUAUUUUGCCUUUGGCAAUUUUUUGCUAACUGAAAUUUACAGACAUGCCUAUUCAAGACUGGGGCUGUAAAAUUAACAUCGCACUAAAAGAAUUAAUGCAAUUUGAAGACGUGCUAAGUGAGGGAUUGGUGUAAUUAUAUGUAUUAUUUUCUGGACACUGCUCCACUUUUGCUUUGAUCAUUACGACUGUUGGAUAUUCGGGGGCUGUGAUGAUCAGGUAGCACAGGUCAAGCGUUGGAGCCCAGCACCUGGGCACGACUCAAAUUUUUGUGCAUCAUUGAGUUCGUAUUUAAGUUGGCCAUAUCACCUUGAGCAUUAGUGCUAAACCGUGUCGUAUAGAACUGUGUAUCUUACCACUACACAUGUUGAAAUAUAUGCCCAAUGUUAAACAUUGAAACAAUAGCAAGACAUGACCUAUUUGGCUCGUGUCUUUCAAAUCCAGGGAAAGGAAUCAUUUGGCGUAGUAGAAUAUUGUUGAAACUGUUUGUGAACAGUAUUUUGUUACUGCAGAUGCAGAACAUCAUAUGUUAAAAUUGUUUUGUAUUUUUCUGUGUAAGGUAUGAAAAUAUUUUUUUAGCAGUUUCAUUGUAUGUUGAAAUAGCAAGUCAUAAAAAAUUGGCAUACAAGGUUUUUGCAUUGGGCAGCGACUAUUUAUUAUUCGUCCUUGAUGAAAUGGCAGCCAUACAGUGGUAUUUUUUUGUGAACUUUAUCAAGAUCUCGAUACUCUCAAUGACUUUUUUACAUCCUGCUGCCAAAUGAAAGAAAAUAUGUUGGUCCCGCCUUACCUGAAAUUUUUUUCUUUCUCUUUAGGUGAUUGUUCUUGGCUUGGGACAAAUUCCUAGUGUGAUAGAUCAGUAUUAUAUUUUUUCAAUAAUUUAUGUUCUUAGUUUAAGGUGUCUGUGAUUUAUUAUAUUUGUAACCUAAAUGUGUAUGGAACUUGUAAUUUUUUUUAAUCAUGUUCUUAUGUAUUGUAACAAAACUUAAUUGUAAGCUGUGUCUGAACUGAAGUGUGAACUUGCAACCUUGCUGAUUUUAAUUGAUUUUUUUUUUUUUUGCGUACCAUGAAACUGAGCAUAAGCACAAAGUGACGACUUAUAUUGUAGCAGAAUCCAUAUGCAAAAUCCAUUUUCAGAGGCUAAUCUUAUGAAUGCUUUGAUCAAGUUUUUAUUUAAAUAAAAAUUUAUUUUGGUAGUAGGUAGGUAGAUAUCUCCUGACUAUAAUAACAUGUGUACAAUAAAAGGCCACACAAGAUGUUUAAUUGUGACCAAGAGAAGAAGCAUUAAUCAAGGAAUUACUCCUAGCAUGAAGUCGAGUAUCAGCAAAUUGUUGUUAGAAAAUGAGUUCAGCUAUUAAACCAAAAAUUAUAAUUUUUAAGCGACAAUUUUUCAAAACAAAAUUUAACCAAAGACUGGAAUAUUUUGUGACUUACAGUAAAAUUAAUUGAUAUUUUAUGGAGAUAAAAUUUAUAGCGUUAGAUAGACAUCUUUGUAAUAAAAUCACAUGCAACAAAGUAAAUAGAAACUACAUGCAAACCGAGCUAUGCUGCGUGUAUGUGGCAACACAUGACUCACACACUUAUCUGCAACCCUAGUAGUCUUGCAUGUGGGAAUUGAAGGAUAAGUGAGCUCAUCUAUACUAGCAAGGGAAAGAGAUGGGUGAGUGUAGAACAAAGAAUCCAACCCAUUGUGCUGUGAUAUUGCACGCAGACCUGUCUUCUUGGCCGGUAGCAGUACGAGUAGUGUUAAGUAAUUAAUGUAAACAACCAUGGCGAUGGUUUUUAAAUUGAUUAUUUAUUAAUUAAUUUUUCAAUUCAAUUUUUGAAGGGAAACUUCUUUGGGCGCAAUGGGAGUAAAAUUUCAAGGCUGAAUUUUAAUGCAAUGUCUUCGUGAAACAUUUCUGACGUGAAAAGGACAGAGAAUAGGUACUUGGCCAAAGAGAUAUAAAGAAAGUACUAUGCUAUAUACGUUGCUGGGCUCGUUUUUUUCAUUCUCUUUGUGCGAUGAUUCAUUUCUCGCCCAAAAAAAAAAACAGAGAGAUAGAUGAACAAAAGAAUAAGACAUAGUGUGCACAUGUUUCAGGAAAUAGAUACAGUAUAAGCAUCCUUUACAGUCAGUUGUGAAUGCCUUGAAUUUUAUUUUUGCUACCAGCGUGCACGUAUUCCUCCUUGUUCAACCAGCAGCGUAGAGAGCUUUGUUAAGAUAGUACCUGCAUUUACCGCAUAGGUAUAUAGCACUACCUGUUAUGUAUUUCAUAUUUCGUUCAGAGAUUUGGCUUGUUUCAAAUGGCAGAAUUGUUUGAAGAAAAUGUAACAAGCACAGUUUUACUUUAUGGUUUGAAUAUUUCAACAGUGAGAAAUAUUGAUUGUUAAUUCAUUUUUGAUUGAUAAACAAUUAUUGAUACCCUAAGCAGUUACAAAAUUGUCUUCUUUCUCUCUACCGUUUUAUCCCUUACGAUAAGUUAGAUGCACUUUUUUUAAAACAUACUAUGGCUAUGGGGUUUAAAUAAAGGGCAUCAGCAAUAAAAAAAACCCAUACAAUUAAUCAUUGUUACUUAGAAAAAAAUAUGUCCAAUUAAAUUUGAUGCUAUUUUUUCAAUUUGUAUGGGAUUUCAACCACCAGAAUUUUCUCCAAAAAAUGUGAACGUGAGCAACUCAACCAGGGCCAGAUUAUUGAAUGUGUUGAACCAAAGAAUGGUCGUGUGACGAGUGAUCACUGUAGUAUUGGCAAGGGUGCAAUAAGUACACACAUUCAUACUAGAAUACUAAUUUGCAAUUUGGACACAGCUUUGAGGAAUUAGUGUGCACCCUAAUAUUAUUGUACCUGAUUAAUUCUAUAAAUACACUUUAGUCUUUCUAGAGUAGGCACAUUUAGCAUUGUGUUAGUUCACUGUAAUUUGGACAAGCAUGGUAAGUGUAAAACUGAUAAUGUAUUAGUUUAACCAUUCCAAAUGUACUUGGUUCUAUAUUUACACCAAUUAGAAGUAAAGUUGUUCUUAUGGGCUCAUACUAUUGUUUAGUAUUGUCAUUUACAGUAGAACUUGUUUUAUUUGAACUUAUGUAUUUUUAAAUAGUUUAUGAUAAGAAUUUUAUUUGAAUAGAGCCAAGUAAAUUCGCCAGAUAAUCUUGUUAGGUACGAUACACACCCUUUUUCAUACGGGAGAUAAUGGAGGCUUUUUGCUGCUGUGAGACUUGACUCAUGACCCAUUAACAUGUCCAUAACAACAUCCCUUAGUUCACACAGGCCAGGUUUGAGCAUGCCAGUCUUGGGUUUCACUUUACUUUUCCUAGAUACAUGCUACAGUUAGUUUUCACAUCAGUCUGCAGUCAUCAUCAGGUCAUACUUAUCUUCCAUGAAUUAAUUACGAGUUCAGCUUUGAAAUUGAUACAGUCCAUCAUUUCAAAGGAAAGUAUCAAGAAAGUAUUAAAAAAUAACAGUCAAAUAGCAUGAAAAUUUAACGUAUAUUUAAAUCUUGAUCUUUCUGCUUGAAUAAUUCUUGCUUUCAAUGUCAUAAAAAUAUAUCCUUGUUUUUCCCCAGAACUUUUUCAGUUUUAUGAUCCGGGUUGAUGUCACAUGUGGCUUAUCGGUCUGAAUUAUAAUCCGAUUCAGGUUUUAAUUACUGUGAUUGAAUGACUUCACUAAUGAUGCCACCCUCGGUCAAAACAGCAGAAUACUAAGACAAUGCACCUCACAAUAACACAUUUAUUUUAAAUCCCUGCUGUAAAUCAUAACCUUACAAUGCAUUACUUUAACAUACAAAUUUCCCUAAUGAUGUGUCAGCUGCAUUGCCAAAAUUUAAACUAAGAGUGCAAUACGUGCACAUAGUAGCCAAUGUGUACACAGUACACAAAACAGUUUUCAAAACACACUAGUUCUAGAGAAAUUUUAAAUUUAAAGUGUUACAAUAGUGUAUUUAUUGUCAAUGUCGUAAUUAAGGUUUUUUUUUUUUCCCUCCACUAGAGAAGAGGUGAAUCCUGAUUUUGAAUCACAAGGAGUAUCUCAAAUCUAAUAAAAAAUUAUAUAUCUAGUGACAAAAUAAAAUGUACAAAUAAUUAAAAAAAAUUAAUUAUGAUUUCGUGUUUAAACAUUUAAAACAUUAAAUGUUUGUUUCAUGAAUCAGUAUUCAUAUUUUAUUGACAUAAUAAUGUAUUAAAAGUACACAGUCUUUGGGAAUGGUAAUAAUAGGUACCAAAGGAAGCACAAAUACUAGACCUAGUAUUUUCAGAGUUGUCAGUGUUCACUUUACACAUUCCCUGUAGUGUUUUUCUUAAAAACAUUUUUCCCCUCUUAUCUCAAAUCUUUCCAAUACUUUAGAUUCUAUGUUAUUAGAUACCUGUGGUGUGUGCAACUUAAAAGUCCUUAACCUUGUUUAAGAGAGUUGCUGUCAUUUAAAAAAAUGUGGAAAUGGGAUAAAAAAAUUUAUCUGAAAUGGAAUCUGACUUUACUUAACACAUAUCUACUUAAUUGAACAAAGAUGCAAUUUUUAACAUGAUUUUAAAUGGGAGAGUCAGGAAAAAGAUGGAGUACCAGACAGUCCAUAAUUGGACAAGUCUUCAGUAAGAAGGGAACACAGAAGUUCUUGGUGGGUCUCUUAUGCUAGCCAAGGUGGCAGUGUGAGUGACUUGCUUAUAUUCCAACCAUUGUUAGCAGGAUAUAUCUUUCAAUUCAGUGGUGAUGUUGAGCAAGGUGUUCAGACUGGAUUUUUAUUUGUUUGAAAUGACUACAGGAAUUAUAAAUAAUAAUUUAUUAUGUGGAUGCAACAUGACUAUUUUUCAAUUUUAAUGUAAACUAAUAGCUGAAAUGUAAGAGUAAGAACUACAAUGAUCUAGUUAUUUAUUUUUUUGUUACCACAAUGGUGGUCUGAAAGAUUGCUUUCAUCUACUUAAUAAAACUUUUGAUCAUUGACUGACAGACUACUCACAGCUUAAACCCAUGGGUUUAGAAGCAUAACAUUUUGUAUAGGUUAUAACUUUGAUCAGCAUUAAGAAAGAAUUUUUGAAAAUUCUUCCUUAAGGGGGUUAAAUUGGGGAUGAAAGUUUGUAUGGAAAUUGGUGUUUAAACUUCUGUUUAUAAAUACAGUAGAACCCCGAUUAUCCGUGUUAAUGAAGGGGGCGAGUGAGUCGAAUAAUCGAAAAUCGCGGUUAGCCGAGUCAUGCUUGCCUCAAAAGUCAUUAGCCCACAGACAGCCAUCUGUGGACAUUUGGAGAUUACAUAUAAAUAUACACAUGCUUUAUGUGCGUGUGCGUUGUUGACAUAGAAGCGGGCUGUUAGUGCUGGGCAGUAGUGGUUUUUAAGCCUUUCGUGUGCGGAGACGUGGGUACGCGAGUCUUUGCACCGAGGUGUGUGGCUAGCCGCCCGGCCAGUCCGAGGGCCCAAGACAGCUGAUAGCUGCAAAGGUCAUGCAUUCUUUUCACGCUGCCACACUUCGCUCAUUGCUCUGUUGUCUGUAACACCAUCGGGCUGGUUAUUGUUUUACAGAACGACUGCCUUUAAAGUUCUUUUCGAGAUAAGAUUUUUUCAUACCAGUGCAUUGAGACUUGAUUUCAUGGUUUCGAAACGGUGUCUCUGUCUCGUAUAAUUUACUGUGUUUUUAUUCCCUUUUAUUUAUAUGAAUUUUAAAUGUUAAUUUUUUUUAUUUUUAGCUUGCUGAACGUGGAAUUAGUGCAAAAAUGGCCUAUUAUGACAUAGGGUUGCAGAUGGAUCGGAAAUCUUAUAAGGACCACCUCUCUGUAACGACCCUUAUCUCGGGAACCGUGAGGGGUCAUUAUAUUUAUUCUCCGUUCACUCUUAGCUGAGUUUUGAAAUAAACAAACACCACAACACAUAUCACUGCGCCGCGUCAGCAAGUGAUAGGCUGAAUUCAUCUUGCGUGCCGAGCACUAGUUGCAACACACACACUUCUGUGUCAGCCUGUGAAGCAAACUGAAGGAUUUUUUUCGCGAUUAUUUAUGAUGUCGCGCACUGUUGUGUUACCAACAUCAAACUCAGUCGCAAGUUUUGCAAUCGUUUCUCUACUCUGAAAUUUUUCUAUAAUUUUUGUUUUGCUGUCGAUUGACAGUACCACUCGCUUUCUUUUCUGUUCAUUCAAUGACAUGAUGAAAUGUUACGCUCAACACUUUCGCACAAUACUACGGUAUAAUCCGUCUGAAUGCAUAUCACUGUUACAAUACAUAAAAUUAUCACCACCUGCAUGCUUCAACAACGUACACUAAUGAAUUGUCUCCAUGCGCCGAGUAAUCUCUGAGGCACGGCGCCGUGCUGCGCGCGGGAGUAUACAGUCCGGUCAUGCGGACAUGGAAUCGCGCACCUGUGUAUAAUCUAUUCACGUAACAUGGAACACAAAAAUAGUAUGUACAUACGUAUGUAUGUACUAGUAUUUUUUAAACUUUCUGUGUAUAUAAACAUGACUGAGUCUAAGUACUUUGCCCAACAUACAUUUUGCAAAGUAUUUUAACAUUUACAUACUAAAAAAUUGGACUUGAUGGACAUAAAUCGCGGUUAAUCCGCGAAUUGGAUGAUCGAGUCGCGGAUAAUCGGGGUUCUACUGUAAAAGUUGUAUCAGAAUUUGUGAUACUUUCCCAUUGAGCACUUAUAUCUUAGAUUUUGAUUGAUUUGAAUUAUUUUUAUCCUUUCAGCAUCAAAUUAAACAAGUUCUACUGAACAAAAAACAAUUUUAUUCUAAAACAAAUAAAAUUAUUUUAAUUACUAUGUAUACUAAUUUUUUUCAAAUUGUUUAUUACUGCAUUUAUAACUACUUAUUUAUGUAACAGCUUUUUUGAAAUGUCAGAAUAAAUAGUUGACUUGGUAA